GGACUUUGUUCAGGCCCUUCUCUGUGUUCGACGAGUCUCUUGGACCUUAGUCCCUCUGCAGUCUGGAAAUAUAUUGCACAAUGCAUGCCGUGAAGUUUCAGAACUGACCCAGGUGCAGCUUUUAUUUAUGAUUAGCUCUGUUGCUCUGGUGAGUGGUGAUUUCAAGAGAGAGGCUUUGGUUUUCCCAGAAAUUCAAGGUUCUAUCUUUAUUGAGUUGAAACUUAUUAGAUUAUGACCCUGGCCUUAAGAAGGAAGAAUUUCUUCUUGAAUUCAUGGUUGUAGAGCUGUAGAGAUAGGUAGAUUGGCAAUGGGUUCCAAGAGAACCAGUAGUUUUCAGUCCUUGUUAAAACCCUUCUGAUGUUUAAGAAGAAUUUGGCUUCUCAUUCGAGAUGGGCGUCUCUCUUUCCAUAUGGUUAUGCUGAUCAACCUGUUCUGUUAAGAAGCUGAUUUGAUGGGCAUUGUCUUUUCUAUAUUGUGCUGAAGCAAUUUAUAUUUAGAUGAAUUUCAUUGAUUGCAUUGUUAGCUGAGUUUGGUGCCCUGAAUGUCAUCAAUGUCAGAAAAGAGUAGGAUUCCCUCAAAGUUCAUUUCCUCCCUAAUAACAGUUUCUGGGUUCCUUUUAAUUCUUUCUUCUGUGUUCCUUCUUCAAUCUGGCAAUACAUCUUUCAUUCCCAGAUCAGUGUUUGAGCUUAUGCUUGUUAAUGGCACAUCUGUGUACUUUGAGCCCCAUGCGGAAAAGGAACCUAUUAAAUGUUCUUUCCUCUCUUCUGAGGUUCCCCAAGUAGAUGCUAUACAACCCUUGAAAAGAAUGAGUGAAUCAGCUUGUCAAGUUUCCAAUCCAAGCAAGAAAGUGGGAUCUGUUGGUAGAAAGAACAUGGUUUGUGACUCGAAGCAGGCUCUUUUGAGGGUAUUUAUGUAUGACUUGCCUCCUGAAUUUCACUUUGGGUUAUUGGGUUGGAAAGAAAUGGAGAAUCAAACAUGGCCACAGCACAUCCCACCUUACCCAGGCGGGCUGAAUUUACAGCACAGUAUAGAAUAUUGGCUCACCCUUGAUAUUUUAUCAUCAGAUAACGUAAAUGUGGUUAGACCUUGUACAUUAGUCAGGGUGCACAAUCCAAGAGAAGCUGAUUUUAUUUUUGUGCCAUUCUUCGCAUCUCUGAGUUACAACCGGCAUUCUAAACUUCAUGAGAAGGAGAAAGUCAGUGUCAACAAGAGGUUGCAGGACAAGUUGGUGCAGUUUUUGAUGGGCCGGAAUGAAUGGAAAAGAAAGGGUGGGAAAGAUCAUUUAAUAGUUGCUCAUCAUCCAAAUAGCAUGUUGGAUGCAAGAAAGAAAUUGGGUUCUGCCAUGUUCGUGCUUGCAGAUUUUGGAAGAUAUCCUGCUGAAAUAGCAAAUCUUGGGAAGGAUAUAAUCGCUCCUUACAGACAUUUGGUGAAGACUGUUCCCAGUAGCAAAUCAGCCACAUUCAAGGAGCGUCCUAUACUAGUGUAUUUCCGAGGAGCAAUAUACAGAAAAGAUGGAGGAGUAAUUCGACAAGAAUUGUAUUAUCUUCUAAAAGAUGAGAAAGAUGUUGACUUCAAUUUUGGUAGCAUUGGAGGAAACGGUGUUCGCAAGGCAACCCAAGGAAUGGCCUCAUCGAAAUUUUGCUUAAAUAUAGCUGGCGAUACCCCAUCCUCAAAUCGCUUAUUCGAUGCCAUUGCUAGUCAUUGUGUUCCAGUGAUAAUCAGUGAUGAGAUUGAGGUACCAUUUGAAGAUGUCUUAGACUACUCACAGUUUUGCAUAUUUGUUCGUGGGGAUGAUGCUAUAAAGAAGGGUUACCUGCUGAAACUUCUUCGAGGAAUAAAUGAAGAGAAGUGGACCAAAAUGUGGGAAAGGUUGAAGGAAGUUGUACAUCAUUUCGAAUAUCAGUAUCCCUCCCUGCCUGGCGAUGCUGUUGAUAUGAUUUGGCAGGCAGUUUCUCGCAAGAUAUCAUCUGUACAAUUUAAAUAUAACAGGAAGAGGAGAUAUGACAGGUCUCAACUUGUUUAAGAACAAAAUGGCAUUGUCCAUUUCAGAGCGUCUGAUGUAUGCAGGUCUUACCUUUGCAUCAUUUAUGAAACAUCAACUUUUUGUUCGAGUGGUAGAUAUUAUAUACUUACAAGCUCAUUUUUUAUUCUUGACACUAUCAAUGAAAAGUUUGUUCCUUUUUUGCUAUAAUAUGUGAGAUUUUGAUCGCCUGUUUCACUAC
This is a messenger RNA of Fragaria vesca subsp. vesca, 2222 nucleotides long. Its product is annotated as probable glycosyltransferase At3g42180-like. The transcript has 3 exons. The record is from RefSeq and is a predicted model, not a curated record. Gene Ontology annotation, molecular function: glycosyltransferase activity. Lineage: Eukaryota; Viridiplantae; Streptophyta; Magnoliopsida; Rosales; Rosaceae. The coding region runs from base 542 to 2023 and encodes 493 amino acids.